This is a messenger RNA of Ilex paraguariensis (yerba mate), 2250 nucleotides long. Lineage: Eukaryota; Viridiplantae; Streptophyta; Magnoliopsida; Aquifoliales; Aquifoliaceae. The record is from the annotation of a GenBank genome assembly.
AUGGAGAGAGCCGUUUUUCUUCGUUCUCUUUCCACUACAACCACACUCUCUUGUUCUCGAUUCUUUUCUCGCUCUUCUCACCGACUUGCUUCCCUCUCUUCCAAACGGCACCGUUUACUGUCCAACCUCCAAAGACGCUCUCUUUUUCGCAACCAUGUGAGACUCAUCUCCACCGCAUCGCCGCCUUCAAUCUACCUGAAAGGACACUUCUGCGCUCUAUCCACUCGAGCUAUUGCCACCUCUUCGCCACAAUCCUCUCCCGAUGUUCUUGGGGCUCAUGAUGAUGUUGCUGAGAAGUUUGGGUUCGACAAAGUUUCGGAGCAGUUCAUUGAGGAGUGUAAAUCGAGAGCUGUUUUGUAUAAGCAUAAAAAGACCGGUGCCGAAGUCAUGUCGGUAUCGAAUGAGGACGAAAACAAAGUCUUUGGCAUUGUUCUUCGAACUCCUCCGAAAGAUUCCACUGGAAUUCCUCACAUAUUGGAACACAGCGUUUUGUGUGGUUCGAGAAAGUAUCCACUGAAAGAACCAUUUGUUGAACUAUUGAAAGGGAGCUUGCACACCUUUUUAAAUGCAUUCACAUAUCCUGAUAGGACUUGCUAUCCUGUUGCUUCCACAAAUAUGAAGGAUUUCUAUAACUUGGUCGAUGUGUACUUGGAUGCCGUCUUCUUCCCUAAAUGCGUGGAGGACUUCCAGACUUUUCAACAAGAGGGGUGGCAUUAUGAACUGAAUGACCCUUCAGAGGAUAUAACUUAUAAAGGUGUUGUUUUCAAUGAGAUGAAAGGUGUUUACUCCCAGCCUGAUAACAUAUUAGGUCGAACCUCUCAACAGGCUCUUUUUCCAGACAAUACUUAUGGUGUUGAUAGUGGAGGUGAUCCACAAGUUAUUCCCAAGCUCACUUUUGAGGAAUUCAAGGAGUUCCACCGUAAAUAUUACCAUCCCAGUAAUGCCAGGAUAUGGUUUUAUGGAGAUGAUGAUCCAAAUGAGCGCCUGCGCAUCUUGAGUGAAUAUCUAGAUAUGUUUGAUGCAAGCUCAGCUCCCAAUGAAUCAAGAGUUGAACACCAGAAACUAUUUUCUGAACCAGUCAAGAUUGUUGAGAAAUAUCCUGCUGCUGAAGGUGGUGACUUGAAAAAGAAGCACAUGGUGUGCCUCAAUUGGUUGCUAUCUGAUAAGCCACUAGACUUGGAAACUGAGCUUGCUUUGGGGUUUUUGGAUCAUUUAAUGUUGGGAACUCCUGCUUCUCCCUUGAGGAAAAUCCUGCUGGAAAGUGGUUUGGGAGAUGCCAUUGUUGGGGGCGGGAUUGAGGAUGAGCUCCUUCAGCCCCAGUUUAGCAUUGGUUUGAAGAAUGUUUCUGAAGAAAACAUUCAAAAGGUAGAAGAAUUAGUCAUGAAUACACUGAAAAAGUUGGCAGAGGAAGGUUUUGAUUCAAAUGCUGUAGAGGCAUCAAUGAAUACCAUUGAGUUCUCUCUCCGAGAAAACAAUACUGGGUCAUUCCCUCGUGGUUUAGCCCUGAUGCUUCGCUCCAUCGGGAAAUGGGUAUAUGAUAUGGAUCCAUUUGAACCAUUGAAAUAUCAAAGACCACUGAUGACUCUGAAAGCCAGAAUAGCGGAGGAAGGCUCCAAAGCUGUUUUUGCUCCUUUAAUAGAGAACUUCAUCCUCAAUAAUCCUCACCGUGUAACCAUUGAAAUGCAGCCUGAUCCAGAGAAGGCUACUACUGAUGAAGCUGUUGAGAGAGAAGUUCUGGAUAAAGUUAAAGCAAGUAUGACUGAAGAAGAUCUUGCUGAGCUGGCACGUGCUACUCAUGAGUUAAAGUUGAAACAGGAAACUCCUGACCCACCAGAAGCCCUAAAAAGUGUUCCAAGCCUCUCUCUGCAAGACAUUCCUAAAAAACCUAUAUAUGUUCCCAUUGAGGUUGGUGAUAUCAAUGGGAUAAAGGUUUUGCGGCAUGACCUCUUCACAAAUGAUGUUCUGUAUUCUGAAGUUGUGUUUGAUAUGAGUUCAUUGAAGCAAGAACUUCUUCCUUUGGUACCACUCUUUUGCCAAUCAUUGCUGGAGAUGGGUACAAAAGAUAUGGAUUUUGUACAACUCAAUCAGUUGAUUGGAAGGAAAACUGGAGGAAUUUCAGUAUAUCCGUCCACUUCUUCAGUGCGUGGCAAGGAGCAUCCAUCCAGCCAUCUAAUUGUUCGAGGCAAAGCGAUGUCUGACCGUGCUGAAGAUCUAUUUAACCUGUUAUCACUACAAACACUGAAAUGUUAA